AUGGCGGCGCCCGUGCUGCUGAGAGUGUCGGUGCCGCGGUGGGAGCGGGCGGCCCGGUACGCAGUGUGCGCCGCCGGGAUCCUGCUCUCCAUCUACGCCUACCACGUGGAGCGCGAGAAGGAGCGGGACCCGGAGCACCGGGCCCUGUGCGACCUGGGGCCCUGGGUGAAGUGCUCCGCCGCGCUGGCCUCCAGGUGGGGUCGAGGAUUUGGUCUUUUGGGUUCCAUUUUUGGAAAGGAUGGUGUAUUAAACCAGCCAAACAGUGUCUUCGGACUUAUAUUUUAUAUACUACAAUUAUUACUUGGCAUGACAGCAAGCGCAGUCGCAGCUUUGAUCCUUAUGACGUCUUCCAUCGCGUCUGUCGUGGGGUCUCUGUACCUGGCCUACAUUCUCUACUUUGUGCUCAAGGAGUUUUGCCUCAUCUGCGUCAUCACGUACGCGCUGAACUUCGUUCUUCUUAUCGUCAACUACAAACGACUAGUUUACUUGAAUGAGGCCUGGAAACGGCAGCUGCAGCCCAAGCAGGACUGACGGCCCGAUGGACUCCUGACUGACAGUCUCAAGUCCCUUUCCCGUUAAGUUUAUUUUGCAGUUUUUUUUUUUUUUUUUAAUUUUU
Messenger RNA from Loxodonta africana (African savanna elephant), 616 nucleotides. RefSeq names its product vitamin K epoxide reductase complex subunit 1 like 1 (gene VKORC1L1). NCBI's taxonomy places the organism in Eukaryota, Metazoa, Chordata, Mammalia, Proboscidea, Elephantidae. Bases 1 to 531 code for a protein of 176 amino acids. Gene Ontology annotation, biological process: vitamin K metabolic process; peptidyl-glutamic acid carboxylation. The record is from RefSeq and is a predicted model, not a curated record. The transcript has 3 exons. Gene Ontology annotation, molecular function: vitamin-K-epoxide reductase (warfarin-sensitive) activity.